ACGUAGGACUGACUAUCCUGCUAUGGUAACAAUAAGUCACUGAAAGCCAAGCUCACUUUACUAGUGGAUACUGGAAGGCCUUGACCAACAACGGUUGUUGUGCCAAAGAAGCAAGGAUGUUAUAUAUGCCAAUUUAAUCAAAAUAUGUAUGGAAUAAGACGGCAUCGUCAAAAUGCCAAUUGAAAAAAAAAUAUCAUUGCAAAGAGACUUGCGAAGAGUCAUCUUAGAGAGAUUUCACUGUUGUUCGAUAAACAACGAUAUCCACACAGCAAGGAUAGCCUGUAAAUCUUCAAUCGUAAUAAGUAACUCGUAACUAACAUACUCGUUAUCACAUUCGAGUGAGUUUCGCUCAUCAGACACCCAACACGAUUCUGGAGGUAUGUCGAAUCAAAACGGGGUUACAGCUCGCUCCUCGCUGUUCUCAAAUAUAACAACGUCUCCACAAUCAGUAAGGAAGGCAUGUGCAACCUAUUUGCUGACCGUUACAAGGACUGCUUUACUACGGAUGAUGCAAGCUUAUCAUUAGACGCAGCUUUAAAUAAUGUGCCCCGUGAUGUUGUUGAUAUUGAUGUACGCGAUAUUAUUAUUUCGGUAGAUACUGCAUGUUCUGCAGCAGGUCAAAACCUCAUACAACCCUGGACCCGAUGGUAUUCCUACGGCAAUCCUUGCCAAAUGCCGCGAAUUUUUAGCAGAGCCUAUGGCUCACAUCUACCAACUCUCUUUUGCACAAAGUAGUGUACCCACGGCCUGGAAAUCCUCUGUGAUGUUUCCGGUGUACAAAAAAGGGGAUAAAAGCUCUGCUGAGAACUACCGCGGUAUAACAGGUUGCCUUCUUGUAGUUCUCUCGUUCUUAUAUUUCUACACGCCAGCAUGGUUUCUUUCCUCGACGCAGUGUUACCACAAACCUGGUGGAAUUUGUCUCCAACUGCCACGCAGCCUUUACUUCCGGAGCUCAGAUGGAUGCAGUAUACACUGAUCUUAAGGCUGCGUUUGAUCGUGUGAACCAUCGCUUGCUGUUGGCUAAGCUCGCCCGGAUCGGUCUCUCUACUCCGCUGGUGAAUUGGUUCAAGUCCUACAUCUCUGAACGUAGCUACUACAUACAAAUCGACGGUGUCUAACGUCUUCGAGAGUUCAUCCGGCAUUCCUCAGAGCAGCAACUUGGGACCCCUGUUGGUCUCGCUUUUUAUCAAUGACGUCACACUGGCCAUUACGGAAGCAGAUUGUCUGCUUUAUGCGGAUGAUGUUAAGCUGUUUCAUGUCGUACGGAACACUUCUGACUCUCUUUCUCUGCAAGGAUCGGUUGAUGUUUUUUCUGACUGGUGCAACAAUAACGACCUGCUAAUUUCUGUUGAUAAGUGUACGUCAAUGUCGUUCUUUAGAAUAGCUAGUCCAAUAAAGUAUAACUAUAGCAUAUGGUCAGGGAUUUAGGAGUCACCCUGGACCGCAAACUAGAUUUCCGACAACAUUACUGUGAUAUUUUAGACAAAGCUAACAAAACGCUAGAAUUUAUUCGUCGUCAUUCGAGAGAGUUCAAUGACCCGCAUUGCUUGUUAACUCUGUAUAAGUCCUAUAUUUGUUCUAUCCUCAAGUUUAGUUCUACAGUUUGGUGUCUGUUCUAUAGUAUAUAAUCCAAUAGGAUAGAAGCUGUCCAAAAGAGAGUUACACGUAUUGUCCUACACUUCACUCCGUGGCGUAAUGUAACCCCUCGUCCAUCGUAUCAUACUCGUUGUUUGUUGUUUGGUCUGGACACACUUGGUAGGAGACGUGAUAAUGCCAAAUGUACGUUUAUGUCCAAACUUAUUGUCGGUGAGAUAGAUUCGCCAUAACUUCUGGCUAGAGUCAACAUAAAUGUCCCUCCUAGAGUGUUCCGUAACUACAGACUAAUAACUGAGCUUUCAAGACGUGCAUACAGCGAGAACGACCCUAUGACUGCGAUGGCCCGUAAAUUUAAUCAGCGUUACACUUCAUUUGACUGGCACCAACCUACAAGAUUCUGUUGAUCCGUCUUGACAUUGUACAGUGCGUUUAACCUGCUCUUUGUGUUAGUUAUUUAAGUUCUAGCUUUAAUUCAGUGAUAAGGCCGCUUGUUUGGCCAAUCACUUAAAUACAAUAAACAAUUAAACAAUUGAACAACUCACGAAGGGAAAAUCACUCAAAAUAGAGCGAGAGACAAAUAGAAAGAGCGAAAGGUCUAUAUAAAAUCUUCGGCUUUUGACCGUUGGGACUGUUCCGCGCCGAGGACAUGCGGUCGGAUAAAUUGUUUACACGUAUAACCUUUGUGUAAAUCAGUGUAUUGGAAACACCCAAUUAUUCUUUAUGUUAAAAAAGUUUUUAUUCGAUGGAGUUUUUCUUCUAUGAUAUUUUUGACCACCCGAUGUGAGGAUUGUAACGUCACUAGCUAUGUUUGCCUACUCUUUGGAAGUAUUUUUGGUUAUAAAAGGAUUUUAACGACACUUGUAAGAUACCACUUCCGUUUAUUGCAAGAGGUUUUGUUGCCGGCUUUAGACUGCUCCUGACAGGAUCGCUAUGUAAUGUUAAGGAAAAGGAGCUAUGAAAAGGAGAUCCGCUCGGGUUUAUUCAUUACUUAUACAUAUUAACAGUAAUACUUAUGCUGAGGAACGACGACAGACAGAAGAUCUUUGCUUGAGCGAGGAUGAUCCUGGUCAUAAUAUAGCUGCGCCAGAAACUCUCCGUGGUUAACAACCAACGGAGUCAGCCCACCCCAAGGCUCAACCUGGACCGGUUGAAAUGCACUGAUGUGGCGGAGGUGUACGCGAAGUGCUUCAGGCCGACAACAACAUCGCCGCGAUGCCCCUCAUAGAUCACCGACUACGGUGCUGAUGGCUCGUUCCACCAUACGCCAAACACAAGAUCGACCGCUUACCACGUGGAGAGAAAAAGGAAUGGUUCGACAAAAAGUGCAGACGAGCACUAUCGGAGAAGAAUGCAGCGCGCGCCUGGAUGGUACCGCAUGAAACCUGUCAAAACGUGGAGAAAUGCAGACGACUGGAGAAACAGCAGACUCUGCUCUUCCAAGCCAACCAGCGUGAAAAGUCAGAUGAACAGCUGCUGGAGCAGCUUUCUCAGUCGGGGGACACCCGCUUGUUCUACAGGAGAUUGAAGGAUGCACGAAGCGGGUUUGCUCCUAAAACCGCAAUGUGCCGGAAUGUAGUAGGAAAACUCCUGACAAACAAGAUGAGUGAUUGAGGCAGGUGAUCGAAAGGUGGAAGUGCUUCUUCGAAAGACACCUGAAUGGAGCAGAGACGCUGGCGCAGGUGGUUGAACAUGGCAACCACCACAGCAGCAGCACAGUAGUAAUAACAGCGACAGCAUUGGCGCAUACGACGAGGUGCCCCCGCCAUCUCUGGAUGAGAUUGCCGGCGCUAUCAAUCUGCUUAAGAGUAAAAUGUCUGCUGGCAGUGAUGGGCUGGCGGCCGAGCUAUUCCCGUCUUGAAGGCUUACCGGAGAGGCUUACCGUCGAAAUGCAUCAGCCGAUCAGCAUGAGGAAGUACAUGAGGAGUGGAAGCUGGGUGUUAUUUACGGAGUAUAAAAAAAGGGCGACAGGCUGGAUUGCUCGAAUUUCCGAGCCAUCACAGUCCUGAAUGCCGCCUACAAGAUCCUGUCCCAGAUCCUGUUCCGCAGACUUGCGCCCCUUGCUACAAAGGUGGAAUUUUGUCGGCAACUACCAAGCUGGGUUUGUUGGAAGCAAAUCUACCACCGACCCAAUUUGCAUUUGCGGUGUAGCGCAAGGUGAGAGUUUCGAGCUUGACGUUGGAAUCAUUCAUAUCUCACAGCGAUCUGAGGCAAGGGGACGGAUUUUCAACAUCGCCCUGGAAGGUGUCAUUCGAAGCGUGGGCCUGGACAACGACAUCCGUGCCAUGAUCCUCUAUCGGUUCCUCCAAUUUCUUGGCUUCAAGGAUGACAUAGAUAUCAUCGGCAGAAGAACAGCGAAGGUGUGUGAGGCGUACACCCGACUGAACCACGAAGCAGCAAGAAUUGGAUUGAGAAUCAAUGCGACGAAGACGAAGUACCUGCUUACCGGAGACUCAGACCAUCUGGGAAGCAGUGUAUUAGUUGACGGCGACAAUCUCGAGGUAGAAAAGGAGUUCUGCUAUCUUGGAACGGUCGUUACUUCGAACAACGACGUCAGCAGCGAAAUCCGGAGACGCUUUAUGCAGGGGAAUCGGGCAUACUAUGGGCUUCCAGUUCCAGAAGACUUCAAGCCCGCACGAAAUGUGAGAUAUGAGCAUCCUGGAGAAUGAUGGUUGAUUAGGUUGAGAGAGAGAGAGAGAAAGAGAGAUAGAGGGAGAGAGAGAGAGAGAGAGAGAGAAAGAGAGAGAAAUUCUGGUUUAUUCACAACUUCACAACUUUUUAAAUCAACUACAACAAAAUUACCAUUUGUUGCAAGAGUUUCGGCUGCAUUUUCGAUGUAUUCGUAAAGCCUACCAAUGAUCAACUUUGACGGAAAAAAGACUGACUGCAUUAACCCCAUCUCCAAUUUUUUGGAAAUGAAUUGGGUUAGUAAGGAGUUGGAUUGGAAUUACAACUGUUUACAGCGUUAUAGUUGAUUCUCGUACCUUUUACUUCCAAUCACGUGUCGUCACUUGCAACUCGCAAACUACUAUUAUCAAAUGCCUGCCUAUACAAUCGACUUGCGCGCACACUGUGGUCGUCGCAUUAACGGAAUGCAAUGCUACUGCGACGAUCCAGAGUUCAGUUUUUCCAUCCUUUCUUCCUUGGUAACAAAAUUCGACGAACCAAAUGAUGGCUACGUUGUGCACCACCUGCGAAGCUUUUUAUGUCACGAAGAAGAAUAUGAACUAUAUUAACGAACUAUUUCAGUUGCACAGUUGGAUGACACAGAUUACCUGGUGAAUAUUCACAAGCUGGACAUAAUGCUACUCAGUUGGGCAUACGAUGGCGUAAACGGGUCUGUGCCUCGGAAUACUGGUCCAGAAUGUGCUGAUUACUUAUCACCUGUUCGUAAACUGGUAGAAACAAUGGUGAUAAUACCAUUGUGUCUAAUAGCUAUCAAGUGCUCCGUGAGCCGACUAAAACCGAUCGCAUACCAGCAGAUAGAUCGCUUUACCAGUAGUCCAUUUAGCGGUAAUAGAACACUUAGCACCAGCAAUUAUAAUCUCAAUAAUUUAAGCUAUCAGCGGAAUAUGGUUGAACAAGAACCGCGAGAUUUACUUAUGCCACAUCAUCGAGAACGUUCAUUCUCUUCAGCAUCAAUUGCUAGUGGAAUUGUAGAAGAUAUUCAUUGUCAGCGAUGCUUGCAUCAAAGUGCUACGCCAAUUCGAGGAAUGGCAUUUCCUGUUGACUUUUCUGUUCCUAGUUGGGGUAAACAAUUUCUUCUUGUUACUAUGACAUUAACGUUAGGUGUUGAGCUUGGAUUUAAAUUUGCAACUAGAACUGUUAUUUACAUUUUAAAUCCGUGCCAUAUUACCACCAUAAUGCAGAUAUAUCUAUUGGCCUGUAACAAAUCAACCAAAAGCAGUACCGUACUUUUUCGACUACAAAUGAACUAUUUAAAUGGUCCAUUACUAGCCUUCAUGUUUCCAGAAACAGAUAGCCGUCAGCUACCACUUGAAUCAUCAAUCUACUGGAUUCAACACGCACUCAUGUGUAUUAUACCUAUAUUCUUAUUAAAAAGUGGAGGAGUCUAUAAUAUGGAACCUCUAAAUGAUUUCACCUGGAACGUUAUUGGUUACGCUACUUUGAUACUCUAUCAUUUUGGAAUCCUGCAAGUUAUAGCAUCUCCCGUACAAGUAAAUCUAAACCACAUGCUUUGCCCAGCAUUGAAAGAUCCUUUCGAAGGCUCCAACUACCGUGUAUAUGCUGUGUUCCAUGAGGCAAUUCUAUGCACACUACUUUGCAAAAUAAUCACUUUUCUGUUCAGUCCGCUGCCUUCGCCAAUUAUAAAUCGUCCACCGUUCAUCAAAAACGGAAAACCAACCGACGUUUCUACAGUGAUUUCUGCUGCUAUGAGUACGUCUACAUCGCUUCCUCCACAUCUUAUUACAUCAUCUCGCCCAUCUUCAAGAUCGUCAUCACCAGCAAAAGCAUCAACUAUUUUGCAGGAGAAUAAUAUUAUUAUAAAGACUAGUAAAAUUGACUAGUGCAGUUUUAGUCUAUUUCAAGAUCUUUGUUCCAUACUCGGGCUUAACAUAAUGGUCAACAAUAGUUGAGAAUAUUUCACGUCCAGUAUCUAUAUAUACAUAAGGGCUGUUCAUAGAUAAAAAUAAUUACAAUUUUAAUCUAUUAUAUUUCACAUGCACGAUAGUCCUAAUGCUAGGAAAGUGCAUGGAAUAGUAUGACAUAAAAUAUUAUUUUUGUCCAUUUUUUUUUUGUUUUCAAUGUGUUAUUAUUAUCUCCCAUUCGGUACGUGUAGCUUUAUAAAUUCCAAUUAUAGAGGGGUUUACGAUUCAAGUCACGUUUUUUUAUAACUAUUUUUACACUUGGCGGCUGAAAUAAUUUCAACACUUACUAUAAAACCACAGGCGAAACUAGCAUCAGAUUUUCAGCCUUGAUUACUUAAGCCUGAAAAAUAUGUAACAAAAGACUCACUGCAGGCUCAUGCUCAUAAAUGAUCGAAUUCUUUCAUGUGAAAUAAAAAUAAUUAACUAAGAAUUAUUAAAAACUAUUUUAUACUUUGAAACUAUAUUUUUUUAAUUUAAAGGUUCCAGAGUAUGUUCCUGAGAUACGAGGUUUUUGCGUACCCGUGGCAUAUGCGUAUCCCGAAUAUCACGUUUUUUAACCCAAAUGCAUAUAAUACAUGAAUAUUAUUUGUUUAAUUUAAUACUUGUAUACAUUUUAUUAUUUUAUUAAAACGAUUUGUGCAACAAAAUAAAGAUAUUUAGAGAAAAUACUUAAAAGGCGGAAUGCAAGAAUACAAUUUAUUUUGUAACAACUUUUUUCACAAUUUUUCAAUAAAACAAACAACAAUAAACAUUCUUUUGAUUUCAGAUAUAAAUGGUCAAGUUUAGAAAACCGCGUAUCUUGGAAUCCGCGUGUAUCGAGAACCGCGUAACUAAGAAUCAGACUGUGUAACCUAUUUCAAACAGAAACAAAGAAAACCAAACGUUUUUAACACCGUAACAUAACGAUGUCUAUCAUAUAUGAUAAUCAGGGAUGACUGACUUCAAAUCUGAAUAUCUUUUUACAUAUUAGAGGUAUUGUCAUGAAUUUUGGCAAAAAGAUUAUCUAAAUGAUACAUCAUUUUGCAAUGUAUACGGUUUUUUCUUGUUUUUUUUUUUUAUUUUGAUAUAAUAAUUCUUUUAUAACCAUAAAUAGCCAAAAUACCAGAAUAUAAAUGCAAAAUAACAAUUCCUUCGAUUAGUAUAGUGUAGCCACAUAUAUUUUAAUUAUAAUGUAAGUUUUCUAAACAUCUGAUAUACAGCAGAUAUUAUUUAAAAUAUUAUUUAAAUUACAACACACGUUUUUUACAUGAUCGCUUUUCAACGAAACAUCAAGUUUUGAACAAAUCUAUACUUAUCAUUUAACUGUUGUUUUGCCGAUUUCAUGAAAACACGAUAUGAAAUCAACCGAAAUUGUAUUGAAAAUCAUCAUUUUCAUCAAUGUUUAGUUUGUUUAUAUUCAGUCAUACUUCCCUGGUGGAAAUGGCUAUCAUAUAUGUUUUGUGCAUUACUAAAUACUUAUAAUUAUUCAACAUUUUUGGGGCCUUGCAAGUUCUUAUUUAACAUUAAAAUAAAGAUUAAGCAGUAAAUAAAAUGAGUGAUAUUUCGUGAGUUUAUUAUAUAAUUCAGUGUGUUAACGAAAUAUUCAAGGAUGACAAUUAAAAAUCGUUUAUAUUACUUUUUCUACAUUAAAUUAUCAUUAUCUACGAGACGAAUAGACGAUUCAAGUGAAAUUGGUAUUUUUACUUACUUGAAUUUAGAUUUCGUAACUAAACAAAUUAUCAACAAUUUUGUUAAUUUGACAAAUUUUCCCGAUAACAUCAAUAAACAUGCAAAAUUGCACUCAAGUACUAAGAAUUAUGUUCUAUUUGCUAUGCUGCAUUAGCGGAAUCUGAUUGUUAAUGAAUUUAAAAUGACGUAAGGUUCCUCAAUUAUGGUAGUCCAUUAAGACGCUUUUCCAUCACUAGAUCUCUUUAAUGCACCUUGCUUUAACGGUAGAAAGGGUGUAUGUCGAGCCUAAAAUGAAUUCCUGAAAAGCAAACAUGCGUUUAAAAAAACAAAACAUAAAAAUUGGAUUUAGGUCAGCCACCAAGUUACAAAAAACUAUCUAUUCAGAGAAUAAUUCAAGUAUUGAAAACAAUCUGGAAUGAAAAGCAUAGGUAGUCCCCGAGAAAAGCGGUAACUAUUAUACGCGAAUUCGGAGAUGCACGGAAUUCUAAAUUUUAUAGUUUUUUAGCAACUUGUACUGAUUUGACACAUACAUUGACAAAUGCAAAAUAAACUUCCUUCUGGUCGAAUUUUAUAAAAAGAGGUUAUAAACUUUAAAUUUUCAAUCGGAAUAAUAUCAAUUAAUCAAUGCUUAAACCUUUCGCUGCAACCAAAAUAACACGAAGCAGUGAAAUUGGACAUACGCGGAAAUUCGAAAUACUAUUUUUCUUUUCGGUCUGCAUUAACACUAGGUUUACGGGGGACUGCUACCUCCAAUCUCUACGAACACUUCCGUUAAAUCAAAUCCAUGACAGUUGGAUAAGAAUACUUGUUUAGAUAACUUAAUAUAUUAGGAAAAUAAUCUAUCUAAAUUAUGUGUCGCUUAACAAUCGUGGUUUCCAUAGAAAUUCAUCUGCUCAUUGCCAAUUACGAAAUGUAAUUGUGAUAGUCGUUAUUGUUUCACCUACAUAGUCCGAUGCAGGUUUGAGUAUCGACGAACAAGAGGAAUAAGUUGGUUAGCAAUGCCAUAUCAACAUUAUUUCAUGAUAGAUAUAGAGUUCUAUCACUCCUAUAUUUCCUUUUUAAAGAAAAUGUUACAAUUAAACUUAACACAUUAAAUACAAACAACCCAUCCGUCAAUUUAAUGGAUUUCGUAGAGAUAGGUUUACAACAUGUGUAAUAAGAAAAUAAUGAUUAUGUUACAAAAUCGAUACGAGAGACCUUUCAACUGUUUUCGCUCCCUAGUAGCGGUGUUUCUUUAACUUCGAUUCACUGUCAACUAUUGAAUAUGUGCUUUUUAAGUUGGCACGUUUUUCUCACGGUUUGUGAAAGAGAACAAGUCGAAGCGUUAAGAACGAAUAGACAAAAAGUGAAAAAUUUGACAGUUAAAUCUAACAUAAGCCGACAUCGCGAAAGAAAUGGUUU
Molecule: messenger RNA, 9272 nt
Organism: Anopheles merus
Lineage: Eukaryota; Metazoa; Arthropoda; Insecta; Diptera; Culicidae
Exons: 6
Coding region: 4896-6122 (408 amino acids)
Source: RefSeq, a predicted model, not a curated record